GGUGAACGAGAGGAGGAGGGGGGAGAAGAGGUGAAAGGAGGAGGGGGGGAGAAGAGGUGAACGAAAGGAGGAGGAGAACGAAAGAGGAGGAACAAGAGGCGGAGAAGAAGACGUGACGACGAGAGGAGAACGAGGGAAGGAGGACCAGUGGUGGUUGCGGAGAGGAUUCUAGGAGGGAGACGAGGAGAAGAGGGCAGAGGAGAAGGGAGGAGAAGGAGGAAGAGGAGGAGGAGGAAGAGGAGGAGGGCGCGAUGGGUGACGAGGUGCUGGCCAAGUCGGGCCUCCACUUCGACGAGCUGAGCAAGCUGCGGCUGCUGGAGCCCGAGGCGGCGCAACAGACGGGCGAGCUACGCGAGGAGUGCAAAGAGUUCGUGCAGAAGAUUGCGGAGUUUCAGGGAGUGGUGGGUGGACUCAUUGACAUGGUGGAUCAGCUGGCCAAGGAGGUUGAGAAAGAGAUAAUGAAGGCGAUUGGUGCACGGAACCAGCUCCAGUCAGUGGCCAAGCAGCGAGAAGCGCAGCAACAGCAGCUGCAGGCGCUCAUCGCCGAGAAACACGUCCAGCUGGAGAGAUACCGCAUCCAGUACGAAGCUCUUCUUAAGGUGGAGGCCGAACAGAAUGAGUUCAUUGAGCAGUUUGUACUGCAGAAGUGAUUUUCCUACCAGAUGUGAAGGCAGGUUGCCAGCCAACACGUGUCUCUCGCCUCCAGACACCUCUGGAUGCCCUCUGGAACGUCAUCGACUGAUAUCUUAUGAAUGCAAGGGAGAGGGACCCACUCAACCUCUCUCUCCCCCACACUUCAUGUAAACACAGACUUCGAUGGCAAAUUUCUAUGAAAAUCCCUUCUUGAAGCAGAUCACACACCAAUUUUAUAUAUUGUACCUUUAUUAAUGCUUGUUGGGGGG
Messenger RNA from Lethenteron reissneri (Far Eastern brook lamprey), 902 nucleotides. It is a transcript of the gene IFT20, whose product is annotated as intraflagellar transport 20. Gene Ontology annotation, cellular component: cytoplasm; ciliary basal body; ciliary base. Gene Ontology annotation, biological process: protein localization to cilium; cilium assembly. The record is from RefSeq and is a predicted model, not a curated record. NCBI's taxonomy places the organism in Eukaryota, Metazoa, Chordata, Hyperoartia, Petromyzontiformes, Petromyzontidae.